ACUUUUCCAAAACUCGACCUUUAUAAAACGGGUUAUCGAAUUUAGGGUUCAUCGGUCAUAAUGGAGCAAGAAGCUCAAUCGUUCUUCGAUUCGGCCCCGCCUCUCCGAUGCCGCGACGAUGUGGUCGCGAGCGUGAAUCGCUUCUUGGAUAUCUGGAAGGCGGCAUCGGCCAUCGGCCAGACGAGGCGCAUUGCCAUUGUUACAUCCGGGGGCACGACCGUGCCCUUGGAGCGACGAUGCGUUAGGGUCAUUGACAAUUUCAGCUCGGGGAGUCGAGGAGCAGCCUCCACAGAGUACUUCCUUGCAAGUGACUAUGCUGUGAUUUUCCUUCAUCGGAGAGGAUCUAUGCAGCCAUUUUGCCGCUCGCUGCCGGAUAAUCCUAUACAAGAAUGUCUCGAGCCUGUGGAUGGAUCAAUCCGGGCACGAGAAAAAUGGUUUGAUGCUGUCACUCGGGCAGUCACAGGACAUCAUUCUGCGGUGCUCCAGAAGAAGCUCUUGAAGCUCGAGUUCACUACGCUCUUUGAGUACCUCCAAAUUUUAGAGAUUGUUGGAGCUGCCAUGAAACCAGUUGGCAGGCAUGCUAUGUUUUACUUUGCAGCCGCUGUCUCCGACUUCUACGUCCCCUGGAACUCCAUGAUGGAGCACAAGAUCCAGUCGGAUGACGGCUCGAUGACAAUGCAGCUCGCUCCGGUUCCAAAGAUGCUUGGAUUGUUACGAAAGCAUUGGGCUCCGGAGGCCUUUUGCGUCUCGUUCAAGCUGGAAACGGACGUGGACAUACUCCUCAAGAAAGCACGCUCGUCGCUUUGCAAGUAUGGCAUGCACGCGGUGGUCGCCAACGAGCUCGAAACGAGGAAGAACAAGGUCGUGGUUGUGACGAGAAAAGUAGAGAUGGUUUUGGAAAAGGGUGACUGCCCCGACAUAGAGUUGCCGCUGGUGAAUUGUCUGGUCGCCCGGCAGACCAUGUAUCUCCAGCAGCAACAAGCAUGAAUUUGGCAGCAGCACGAGAGCCUCGCGAUGUAGGCCAAGUCCACUCACUCGCGAGUUCUUCCUUGUCUCAA
Selaginella moellendorffii is the source of this 1058-nucleotide messenger RNA. RefSeq names its product phosphopantothenate--cysteine ligase 1. NCBI's taxonomy places the organism in Eukaryota, Viridiplantae, Streptophyta, Lycopodiopsida, Selaginellales, Selaginellaceae. Gene Ontology annotation, biological process: coenzyme A biosynthetic process. The record is from RefSeq and is a predicted model, not a curated record. Gene Ontology annotation, cellular component: cytoplasm; nucleus. Gene Ontology annotation, molecular function: phosphopantothenate--cysteine ligase activity. The transcript is spliced from 9 exons. The coding region runs from base 61 to 987 and encodes 308 amino acids.